Molecule: messenger RNA, 3862 nt
Organism: Drosophila willistoni
Lineage: Eukaryota; Metazoa; Arthropoda; Insecta; Diptera; Drosophilidae
Product: rabankyrin-5
Exons: 6
Coding region: 147-3554 (1135 amino acids)
Molecular function (GO): metal ion binding; protein binding
Source: RefSeq, a predicted model, not a curated record
CAGCUGUUUCUCUAUUAACUGCGACAAAAAAAAGCCGUGCAUUGCACUAAUGCAACUGCGAAAGUUUGUUUUUUAUUUGGAAUUUUACUGUUUAAUUCAUUAAUAAACUACAUUCGAACAUUGUGGAAAAUCAUCUACAACUAAUUAUGGGUUGCAAUGACGCUGCUUCUGUACAAAAACUGGAAAAGCAUUUGUCUCUUUUAAAAGAGGAAUAUACCAAACUGCAAAGGAGCUAUGCAGAUGUAGAGCGAAAAUACAAUGAAUUGGCGGCAGUGUCAUCAGCGGAUGUUGACUCAAGCAGUUUUGUGUCCCGUCUUGCUCUAACAGUCGCCUCUUUAUAUGGACGUUCCACCUAUUCCGAUGUCAAUGUUAGGACAAGCACAAAGGUUAUACCAGCCCAUAAGUUUGUACUUCAUGCACGUUCGGAAGAAUGGCGGGAGAUAUUGGCUAACGAGGAAGAGCUUGAUUGGAGUGAUUUAGAGGAGGAUAUUGUUUUGGCUCUUUUGCGUUGGAUUUACACCGACAUAGUUGAUUUGCAUCAUGAUCGCCUGGCCCUGGGAUUGCUGAGAGUAGCCUAUCGUUUCAGUUUGCCAGCUCUACUGGGUCUGUGCGAACGAGCAUUGGUGGCAUCGGUAGGAGUUCGAUCCUGUGUCCGUUUCUAUUGCGUUGCCGAAGAAGUGCGCGCCGCCACUCUGCUUGAGUAUUGCUCCGGAAUUAUAUCGACCCACUGGGAUGAUCUAACACCCCAAGACUUUGAGCAUAUGUCUGGACCAUUGCUUUUUAAAAUGCUAAAAAGUAAAACGAAAUAUCCGUUGCAUGCAGCUGUGAGGCUCUUACGCGAGGACGUUGUGUUCCUGUGCCUUGUCGAAAACGAUGGAGCGCUACCAGAGCUGGUGAAUAGUCUCUCUGAACAUGGACAAUUGCCACUGCAAAUGGCUUUGGCUGCAAAGAAUUUGCAGAUUGCCCAGACACUCGUCAAGAACGGAAGCGCUAAUCUGAAUGCGUAUGAUGCAGAUGGUUCAACACUGCUAAUCGAUGCCAUUAAGAAGGGUGACGAAUUUGCUGCAAACUUUCUAUUGGAUCAUGAUUGUCUGCUAAACCUUUCAUCUAGGCCUUCGGCAGACACUGCAUUGCAUAUUGUGUGCAGUUAUGUGGAGAAUCAGUCCAAUCAUGAGACGUUUCUGAGUAUAAUCGACAUUGGCAAACGAAUUUUAGAGCGUAAACCCAACGUUAAUAUCCAAAACUUGCAAGGCGAUACACCAUUGCAUAUUGCGAUUAAACAACAAAAUCAUGAAAUGGUUAAACUCUUGCUUGCAACUUCUGGAAUUGACAUCAAUUUGUGCACUUCGGAUGAAAAAACGGCACUGGAGUUAAGUUUGUCGCUACAAAAUCCAAACAAGGACAACACCUUGGCGGCUAAACUUCUGGAAAUGGGUGCAGAUCCAAACGCGGUGAAACUUGGAACAGGAAACAGCCUGCUGCAGGUUCUUGCUUUAAAGGGAGAAGAAUUCGAAGAGGCGGCUAUGUUUUUGGCCGACUUUGCCAAUCUGGAUCACAUCAAUGAGCAGGGAUUAAGCACCCUGCAUAUUGCAGCUAAGAAUAAUUUGUCAAAGCUUGUUUUAAAGCUGCUCCAGAAAGGCGCAUCGUGCAAUUUGCAGACAAGUACAGCCGACAUGAAAUCGGCUCUGCAUAUGGCCGUAGAAGAGAACUCUGUGGAGGCCAUUCAAGCAUUUACACAAUAUAAGAGUGAUGGAAAAGGCGAUGGGGAGAUACCAAAUUUCAACUGCAAAGAUAAUAAAGGCAAUUCACCGCUAAGUCUUUGCUUGGAUUUAAACAAAACUGAGCUGGUUCCCAUCCUCAUUGAGGGCGGAGCGGAUGUUAAUGCCAGAAAUGGAGAAGACUUGACACUACUGCAUCAGUCCAUACUUAAUAAAGACACUGACACCGCAAUCUUUCUACUUGACCAAGGCGCUGAUGUCAACGCACUUACGGGAAAACAGGAAUCCUCAUUACAGUUAUCUAUAGCAAGUAAUUUACCCAAAGUGGUGAAUGCCCUUUGUGUUAAGGGAGUGGCCCUUAGCUCCCCAGACAACAAUGGUGACCCGCCUCUGUGGACUGCUUUGGAAUUAGGUUACGAGGAUGUGGCCCAAGUGCUUGUACGUCAUGGCGUUGACACUGACUGUUGGAGUCAAGGCCCAGAAGGUUGCCAGCAAACACUCUUACACAGGGCCAUAGAUGAAAAUAAGGAAUCGAUUGCCAUAUUUUUAAUUCGUAGCCAAUGUGACCUAGACUCAUCCCGUCAGCCUGGCCCCAAUGGAGAAGGGGGCGAUGAGGCGCGAGAAAAAUCAUCGCCACUGCAUCUAUGUUGUCAAUGGGGACUUACGAAAGUACUGCAAACCCUCAUUGAUCAUGGAGCGAAUGUAAACGCCCUCGAUGUAGAUAACAAAACGCCCGUUCAUAUAGCUAUCGAGAAUCAACAUGAAGAAAUUAUAACUAUACUUCUUUGCCAUCCGGGAAUCGAUUUAAAGCUAAGAGACAAGACUGGCAACACACCAUUUGCAACGGCCUUAACUAUUCGAAAUCACAAAGCGGCGCAACGCAUUCUUGACCGACUUCCCAAUGCCGCCGAGCAAAUGGAUCAGCGUGGUCGCAAUUUCCUUCAUUUGGCUAUUAUGAAAGAUGAUCUCGAAAGUGUCCUCUUCCUGAUAGCCAUUCAAGUAGAUGUGAACUCUCGGGUUCAUGAUGCAAAUCAAUCGACUCCAUUGCAUCUGGCAGCUUCUUCACAAAUUGAAAUGAUUACUCGUAACCUGAUUUUGGCUGGCGCUCGUAUAAAUGAGCGCGAUGCUUGCCAAAAAAUUCCAUUGCACAUUGCAAUUGAACGUGGCAAUCUUUGUGCCGUCUCCGCUCUGAUCCAGAACAAUGCUGACUAUGAUGCCACCGAUGCAGAAGGCAACAACGCACUUCAUCUGGCUGUUCGCAGUGGCCAGAUCUCUGUAGUUCGUGAGCUGCUUACCGAGUCGCGAGUCAACGCAGAGGCCACCAAUCAAAAAGGACGAAAUCCACUACACGAACUAUGUCGUCUUGUUGAGGAUAACAACGCAGCAGCUAUUUGUGAGCUAUUCCUUGAGUGUAUGCCAAAAUAUCCGAUUAAUACGCCCGACAUGGACGGAAAUACCCCGCUACUUUUGGCUUUUAUGCGAGGGCAGGCGCCGCUUUGUAAAGUUCUAGUUAAAAUCGGAGCUUGUCUAGGCACCGAGAAUCGAGAAGGAAUCAAUAUUUUCAAUUUCAAACUGGCAACUGAUCAGCUUCUCCACAAGCUGCUGGAUCAGCUGCCACAAGAAUCACCCUGGGCGGAGUCUGACUCGUGUCAAGAGUGCAACACUCGUUUUACAAUUACCAUGCGAAAACACCAUUGUCGGCAUUGCGGACGAGUAUUAUGCUCGAAAUGUUCGAACAAUGAUGUGCCUAUUAUUAAGUUUGGGGUUAACAAACCAGUUCGAGUUUGCAGCGUUUGCUUUAAUGUUCUUCAAUGUGGAAACGGUUCGAUAUCGUAACCAUUAGCACACUAACCAGAUGUUUAAAUGUCAUACACAAAAAGCCUUAAACACAAUUUAUUGUAAUUGGCAGCCUCGAUCAAUGCUUUGUUAAAUUAUGAAUAGAUCUAUUAAUUUAAGCUAAACAAUGGCCCUACACUCUACGUCUAUUGAGUGAAAAGCCCAAACAAUAACAAGCCAUUCCAGUUCCAUCGUUUAUGUGUCAAGAAAUUAUAUUUCAUAUAGUCAUUUGUAAAAUGCUCUAAACUAUACAACUAAAUGUAAAAAAGAACCAGUUUCCAAAUAAACAUAACUACUACUAACUCAAA